Molecule: messenger RNA, 1449 nt
Organism: Sphenostylis stenocarpa
Lineage: Eukaryota; Viridiplantae; Streptophyta; Magnoliopsida; Fabales; Fabaceae
Source: the annotation of a GenBank genome assembly
AUGCCCCGGGAAUUCACCUUCCUGUGUCGUACACUUGAGCCAUCAAAGCCGGCCUUGACAUUUGACGUCUUCCGCACUUGCUCAAAGGUGGAUCUGGAGUUGCCAUUGAGGAAUGUUGUGUUUGAUAACAAGUUUGCGAAUUUUGCUUUUCUGGCAUGGAAAAUUAAUAGGGUUUACGGAAUGGAUAUAAUACAGCAGAACGACAACGAUAAUUUAACUGAACAUGCAUCUAAUAGUCCUCCAAGUUCACCUUACAUAAGCAAUUUAGUUGGAGUUCCACAGCUGAAUCCUCGAGUUGGUCCUGAAUACCAGGUGGAAGUUCCUUCACCAUUAAAACAAUCUGAACGACUUCAACUUCUAAGGAAUCCUGCUGAGUCAGAAGUUGGGCUUGACAACUCACUUUCCUAUGCAAUUGGUUUACCCAUCUCUGUCACAUGGAUACAUCAUGCAGAGGAGAGUAGAGGAAAUGAAGGGUGGGGAUACAUUGGAGACGAUGUAGAUGAACUCAAACCCAUAACAUUUCAAUCUGUGAUGACAGGAGACAGCAAUUCAGCUCAACUGAGUAAAAGCAAAAAUUUUGCAUUAGCCCCUGGCACAAUAAGUAACUCCUGGAGUGACUCUGAUGCAAAAACUUUUCUCCUUGGUUUGUACAUUUUUGGGAAGAAUUUUAUUCAGAUAAAAAGAUUCUUAGAGAACAAAGGGAUAGGGGAAAUACUGGCAUUUUACUAUGGAAAGUUUCACAAAUCUGAUGAAUAUCGUAGAUGGUCAGACUGCAGGAAGAUAAAAGGGAGAAAGUCUACAAUAGGAGAGAAACUUUUCACUGGUUGCAGGCAACAGGAACUAUUGUCCCGCUUGAUUCAUGUCUCAGGAGAAUAUAAAGAUACUCUGCUACAGGUUUCUAAGUCAUAUACGGAGGGCAGAACUUCUUUAGAAGAAUACAUUUCUUCUUUAAAGUCCACUGUUGGACUUGGUAUUCUUGUGGAAGCAGUUGGUAUUGGUAAGGAGAAGGAUGACCUUACAACUCUUGUUGUGGAACCUGGGAAGAACAAUAGGGUGUUUUCAGCAUCAACUUGCAAAGCUUGGUCUUCUCUUGGACCAAAUGAUAUAAUGAAAUUUUUAACAGGAUUUCGACUGAGCAAGGCUAAAAGUAAUGAUCUCUUCUGGGAAGCUGUUUGGCCUCGCUUACUGGCAAGAGGUUGGCACUCUGAGCAACCAAAAAAUAAUGGUUAUGUCAGCUCCAAAGGUUAUCUGGUUUUUCUUAUCCCCGGUGUUAAGACAUUUUCAAGGAGAAAACUUGUGAAAGGUGAUCAUUACUUUGAUUCUGUUAGUGCUGUCUUGAGCAAAGUGGUAGCUGAACCGAAUCUUCUUGAUCUUGAAGAAGCUAAAGUUGGUAGCUGCAAUGAUGAAGAGGCAGAAAGGGGACCAGAUGACGAUGAUCAUUCUGAUUAA